AAAUGUUGUCCGCGACCAGAACCCGGAAGCCAAAACCCCUCGCACCCAAUCAGCUUUGCCCUGGAAGCAGUUAACGCGUCCACAAACAGGCUGUAUCUCAACAUGUAGUUCAUGUGCUUUUACUUUUAUGUACUCUGUUUUUUGACUGACUCAGAUUCCUAUUUUUAAUAGCUGACUCUCGAUGAUGAAAUGCACAAAUGGCCGACAUCAUAAAUCCGGACAAUGAAGGAGAUCUUCAGGCUCAAAUUGAAGAGGUCGAGGCUCUGUCAUCCAUCUAUGGGGAUGAGUGGUGUGUUAUAGAUGAAGCAUCCAGAAUAUUUUGCAUCAAAGUAUCCGAUGACUUGGACGAGCCAAAACUAACAGCAUGUUUGCAGAUAAUUCUCCCACCUGAUUAUCCAAGCAUAUCUCCCCCCAUCUACCAGAUCAAUGCAGCGUGGUUGCGAGGCCCUGAGAGGGCCAAAUUGGCAAACAGCCUGGAAGACCUCUAUGUGGAGCACAUGGGGGAGAGCAUCCUUUAUCUGUGGGUGGAAAAAAUUCGAGAAUUCCUUGUGGAGAAGUCCCAGAGCUCAGAAACAGUGGAUCAACCAGAAAACGUGAACAUGACGGCUGAGGAGGAAGUGGAUGAUGAUGAUGAAGACAUACCAGACUUCAGGACUUUUAAACUGAACACAGAGAAUGCACAUCUCUUCAUGGAUCAUGCAAAUGAUGAAGAAGUCCCUCCUAUAAAACAUGGAAAUUCCAUCACAGACCGACGCAGUACCUUCCAGCCUCACUUAGCACCUGUGGUGACUCCCAGACAGGUGAAAAUGGUCCUAGAGAGUCUAUAUGAAAACAAGAAGAUUGCUAGUGCCACUCAUAAUAUUUAUGCAUACAGGAUUUACUGCGAGGACAAGCACAGCUUCCUGCAGGACUGCGAAGACGACGGCGAGACAGCCGCAGGGGGGAGAUUGCUCCAUUUACUGCAGAUUCUAGAUGUGCGUAAUGUCAUGGUGGUCGUGUCCCGAUGGUAUGGAGGUAUUUUGUUGGGUCCUGACCGCUUCAAACACAUCAACAACUGUGCGAGAAACAUCCUGGUAGAGGAAGGAUACACUGCCUCCACGGAUGAAGCCACCAAAUCAGGAGCAAAGACCAAAAGGCCAAAAAGCAAGAAGAGUAAAUAAAUUCAAAAGGAGGUUGUGUGUCCUAUCAGAGCAUUUACCUCACAGCGGCUCCUGUGGGAUUUUGCCUCACCUCUCCAUUUUGGUGUCACUCGAUCCCUGGAAAGACACGGUCUGCAUAUUAACCACUCCAGGGUGGCUUGAGGCAGCAGAGGACUGCUUUCUAAAAAUACCCGGGGCUCAUCUGGGCACAGUGCAGUUUCGUUUUCACUGCCACAACCCGACUAUGCGAUGUAAGAAAGUUGACUCUUAUCUGUGUUCAGUAUCGUUAGGGAAUAAAACUGAUGGUUUGAUCCAAUUAGGGCAUUUCUUUUGAAUGUGAACACAAAUUACACACAAUAGGCUGAGAUUUGUCCCAUGUCUGUGUACAAAGCUGUCUGUUAAUUUCAUCCAUUGAGAAUAAUUACAGCUAAUUCAUUUAGAGAGUUGUUUCUCCCGGACAAGCUAUCAUCCCACUGAACUCAUCAUCUCAGCCUUUAAUCAUGUUUUUUUAGAGGCUUGAGAAGAACUCAUGGAGCUAAUUUCAUACUCGAUGUUAAGGAUAGUAAUGAUCCCACUUAGGAGAUUUCAAAUUUGAUCAAUAUACAGUUUUUCCUGCCGUUGAUUGUUACAUCAUGCCCUGGGAGAACUUUGGUGGAGUCUGGCUCAAGACUUUCAUUGUUACAGCAAAUUCCAAAAAUGUAAAUACUGUAUCUUUUCAAAGCAUGCAAGUACAGAACUCCAAAGUGUUAAAAACUGACAUCAAGUGUAAAAUAUAUGUGAAAUAAUCUGGGAAAUUGUUAAAACUCAACUCAUAAAAUAUUAUUUGUUAUUCAUUAAA
Messenger RNA from Dicentrarchus labrax (European seabass), 1977 nucleotides. It is a transcript of the gene impact, whose product is annotated as impact RWD domain protein. Gene Ontology annotation, molecular function: protein binding. The transcript is spliced from 12 exons. The coding region runs from base 198 to 1160 and encodes 320 amino acids. Gene Ontology annotation, cellular component: cytoplasm. Gene Ontology annotation, biological process: regulation of translational initiation. The record is from RefSeq and is a predicted model, not a curated record. Lineage: Eukaryota; Metazoa; Chordata; Actinopteri; Moronidae.